AUGCCCAAAGCACGGACGCCGGCGACGUCCUGGAAAAGCGGUGCCGUUCCCAGGACAAUCAGGCGACCGUGGAGAGUCUUCGAUGAGGAGAUGGAGCAGCGCCUCUUGCAAGCGGAGACCACUUCAGGAGCAGGAGGUGACACGGAGGAGACCGAUAUCAUCAGAGAGCUCUAUGAGGAAAUUCAGGUCCUGCAAGGCGUCGAUACCAGUGGUUUCCGCCACGAUCAUUGGGCCCAGGUGUUGCAGGAGCUGGGUGGACGACCCGAGGAGGUGGCCACUCUUUUGCCCACGAAUCCCGAUCUGGACAUCCAUGGCUUCCUGGACGCUGUCUUCACCACCAGCGGCAGCAGCAGCAGCAGUGCGAGUCCCGGGAUAACCAAGCCAGCAGCGUCCACAGAGUCUGCACCGGACCCCUGUGCGCUUCGCAUCCUGCAGAUCACUGAUGUCUAUGUGCUCGAGAACUUCCCGAGCAUGAAGACUCUCAUUGCCGAGAAGGAAGCGGAGCUCAAAGCGGAGUACGGAGGAGCAUCGCGCUGUGUUUCCGUACUGACCGGCGACUUUCUGGCCCCUUACCUGCUGUCGAGCAUUGACCGCGGCUCUGGGAUGGUCCGGAUGCUGAAUGAAACUCCCAUCCAGUACGUGACCUGGGGGAACCACGAGGCCGAUCUCUCCCACGAGGACGUCAUGUGCCGUGUGGAGGAGUACAAAGGCGUGUGGAUCAACAGCAACAUGCAGUCUCACGAGUCUUUCGACAAGUGCCACUGCCAGCAAGAUGUGGAGGUUCUGGAGGUCCGAAGCCGCGGCGGGAAGAACUCGCGCCGGAUUGGGCUCGUGGGGGUGCUCAGCGACGAGGCCACCCUGUACAAACCAGGCGCAUUUGGUGGUGCCACCAUCGAGGAUCCCUGGAAGACGUUGGCCUUCUACAAGGAAAAGUUGGAGAAGGAUCAGAAGUGCGACCUCGUGGUGCCGCUCUGCCAUCUGUACGAGUCCCAAGAUGAGAUCACUUGCCACAACUUCGACUUCCCUGUGAUCCUCUCUGGCCAUGACCACCAUGUGGUUGAUCGAACGAUCAGCGGCACACGGCUCCUGAAGCCGGGCUCUGAUGCUCGCUUUUGCGUACAGCUCGACCUCGUUUGGGACCACCCUGGGCCCGACGCACCCUUGCGCCUCUCGGCGCAGCUGCUGGACCUCAAAGACUUCACGCCCAACGCCUCCUUGGCCGCCUCCGUCCAAGAGGUCUACUCCACGCUGGACCACCUCCGCUGCACGCAGAUAGUCAAGGUGCCAGCAGCCUAUCGUCCCUUGAGUUCUGUGAACUCGCGUGGGUCCUGUACGACAAACGCGCGCUUCCUUUGCAGUGAGAUUCGGAAUGCCUUGAACCUGGACUGCUUGGAGGGAAGCCCCCAUUGCGACUGCGUGCUUAUCAACGGUGGUAACUUCCGUGGGGAGCGCGACUACAAGGAGACCGAGCACAUGUCUCUGGAGGACUUAAUGUCUGAGAUGGACGAGUCUGUUGAGAUUGUGGUGGCUCUUGUGCCGGGAAAGUUGAUCCAGUCCGGUCUGCGGGAAACCUGGCAGAGUAUCAGUGGGGCCUGGAUGCAGCAUGACGAUCAGCUGGAGGUGGAUGCGGACGGACAGGUGCAGAAGGUUGCAGGCAAAGCCCUGGACCCCGAUGCCAUGUACCGUGUUGGCACCAGCAGGCGCUUCGGCAUCCAGCUUAUCAAAGGCAUUGCUGCUUACUGGGCAGAGACCCCCGGUGCCAAGCCGCACCCGGAGUCCGGCAUCCCCGUGCACUCUCUGCUGCUACACUAUUGGGCCGAGAAAGUCUGGGUGAGGAUCUGGGCCUUUCUUGACAAAGAUCACAACGGCCGCAUCGAUCCAGAAGAGAUCAAGGCUUUGGACAGGACGGGCACGGGGCAACUGGACCAUGUGGACAUUAUGAAUGCCGUGAAAAACGUGGCGCACAUGGAAACGUUCGAGGGCGAAUAUACUCUCACGGAUUUGAUAAUGAAGGUGGCUGGCCAUUGUGGCCAGGGCACCCUGACACUGGUCGAAAUCAACAGCAGACGGCGUCAUCGCCGCCAGCAGCUGCGUGGAAUCAAGAGACGCGAGGUCAGAGUGCCAUCGGAGCUGCUGCCUGACCGGGGGGCCCUGGCGGUCUUCCAGGAGAUUUCGGACAUGGACCAGCGAUGCUACGCCGAGGUUUCUCUCGAGGAGCUCUCAGCUUUCGUGUGCUGGCGACAGAAGCAGGAUCUGCGGCAGAGACAGGGCGACUCUGACGAUGAAUGCGGUUGGCAACUGGAGGAUGAUUGGGACAUGCUGGACGGAGGAGAGAAGAUCGAGUGGGUGCCGGAGGACCCUCGCAAGACGCUGGCCGCAGACCCGACGGGUCAGUGGCUGACCCUGCUUGAAGACGGUCCUGUGAAGUGUUCACCAGGAGGAGAUCUGCCGCGGGUUCCCUUUGAGAGCCCGGGCCGGGCCAGUGAGGAGAACGAACUCGACAGCGGCGACAGCAAAGAAGGGGUCCAUCGCUGCAUGAACGCUCCCCAAGCUGCGAUGGGAGCUUCGGAAGCUCCCGAAGAGGAAGAAGAGAUCAGGGAUGAAGCUGAAGCUGACAUGGCAACUGGCACCGAGCAUGCGGCCCCUGGUGAAGCUCCAGUUGAAGAGGCCAAUCCUGAAGACGGGGUGCAUGAAGAGUGCAUCGCCAGCCAAACAUCGGCCAACAGAAUCAAGCAGGCUGAGGACGACGACGGUCAGCAAGCUGAUGAUGAGCUCGGCAGAAUCGCAGCCACCGCUGCUCACGAAGCUGGUCCGGUUUCGGAUGAACAAGCCGCGCCUUGCUCCGAGUUCCACUCAGCUGAUGCUGACGUCGCCACGGACAUAACCGCGCCGGCCGAAGCCACCGGCGGCCAAGCAGCCCGAUCCAACGCACAGGAGAAUGCCGCUGUUCGUUUGGCACGUCUCUUCCAGGCACCAUCGGAGGCACCGGAGCAGGUGCCAGAAGGCGGGGAACCAGACGGGGAAGGUGUGGAAGCCGGCGCGCGCCGGGCCACCCGAGCUCGCAGAGCUCGCAGAGGCCCAGCGGCACGGAAAUCGGACUCCGUCCAGCUGGCCAUUGCUGCGGGCGCAGACGAAGGCUUGGCUCGCGCAGCAGCGCAGAAGAGGCGAGCGGCUGCAUCUAACGAUGAGGCCUCCGGACCAAAGCGAGGUCGCGCUGGCAAGGCCAAGGAGCAGAGCCACAGGAGGCAGAUGCGGGGGGGUUGGCGAUGCUUUGUUUGCGACGGCGGGCCUUCAGGAAAACUUGGUUGUCUUAUCCGCUGCGAUGGCUGUGACAAGACCUUCCACAUGAACUGCCACGAUCCCCAAGUGACACGUCCGGGACUUCCCAACGAGAAGUGGUAUUGCUCACACUGUACCGAAGCUCUUGCACAGCACCGUGCGCUGCGCCUUCGACCUGGUGACUUUGCAUGGGCGCGCCUAAAGGCGACCUCGGUGCUCUGGCCCUGUGUCGUCCUGAAGCUUGACUUCACGAAGCCCGACGACCCCAGGCCAUAUUGGGUGAACUUCUUCGAGGGUCGGAAAGGUGCUGAGCAAAGAGGCGCUUGGGUGAGCGAAGAACAGGUGCUGCAGUGGAGCCAUGGCACGCUAAUUCCCGAAAGCGCUUCUCAAAGACAGGCGGCCCUGAGACAGGCGCAGGCUGCGGGAGCCGGCCCCUUCGGUACAGAGAGGUGUUCCACACCUCAGACGCCCAGACGAAAGGUCGCGAAGGUGAGCUCUCCGGCCAGCGGUGGAACCUCUACAUCCAGCACCACGCUGCCUCGCUCCUCUCCCCAUGGGACUCCCUCUUCGAGAAG
Molecule: messenger RNA, 3854 nt
Organism: Symbiodinium sp. CCMP2456
Lineage: Eukaryota; Dinophyceae; Suessiales; Symbiodiniaceae
Source: the annotation of a GenBank genome assembly